UUUUGCUGAGCAAACUUGGUUUAAGUGCGAGAAUGCCCCCCGCUCGGUUUAACGGCCGUAAAUAAAAGGAUGAGCGAUUCGGCAUUAAGCUCGGCAUUUUACCUGUAACCAUAAACAGGGUUCGGAUUUGUAAACAAAUUUCUUGAACCCGCGGACAUAUCAUUUGCUCUGCCUUUCCGCUGAGUAAAGAAUCAUGAUUGCAUGUCAGCAAAAUAUGAAAUUCUGGUGGCAUAGAUUUGAUAUAAGGGGAAAGAUGAUGAAAUUAUUUUUCCCUUUACCAUCAUCAACUAAAAUACCUUUCCUCCGUACACUAUGUCCCCUUUAGCUGGGACACGAAAAGAUGUUGAUGGCGAUGGAUCAUCUUACUCUUCUUCAGGAUCAUCAAGAUCACCUGUAGAAAAUGAAAAGCAGAUACAAAAGCCACAAAGAUCACUCAAUUCAACAGAGGAUGAAGAUGUAGAAGCACAAAGACAAUCUACACGAAGAAGGGAUUUCAUUCAUGUUAAACAAAGAGAAAAAUUUUAUCAAAUUUGGCGUCCAAAGAAUCUUCCUCCACCGCCACCCGCUUCUUUGGAGGAUGCUAAAAUGAUCCCAUUGGAAAAUGCAGGACCAAUUUCAGUUUUAACAUAUCAAUGGGCACAGCCUAUUAUGAUCUUGGGCUUUCAACGUGCGCUUGAAGCAACAGAUUUAUACAAAUUAGGACCAUCACAAGGCAGUGAAGUGAUGAGCAAAGAAUUUUUACGGUUAUGGGAUGCAAGUGUAAAAAAAGCGGAUGAAUAUAAUGUCAAAUUACAAAAUGGAGAAAUACCGGUAGGUUGGAGAAGAAACCUUAACUGGAAACUGGCAAAUGCAUACUUUACCCUAACAGGACGAUCCAAACGAGCACUCAAUUUGGAAGAACGUGAGAAACAAUGGCGCUCUCCUCCUCCAAAAUCACAAUCUCCAAACGAUUCAGUCGUAAAUCGAAGUGGAUAUCAAGUUGCACAAGUAUGGAGAAGUUUAAUGUGGAUGUUCAGAAGGGACCUAAUGAUUGCUAUUGUGGUAAAAGUGUUUGGUGAUAUAGCACAAAUGACUUCGCCUCUUUUGAUUCGAGUUAUUAUCGAAUUUGGUACACAAAAGUUUGAACAUGUCAAAAAUCCAGCCGCUCAUGAUCCGAGUAAUGGUGUAGGAGUUGGAUAUGCAAUUGCUUUAUUCGUUAUGCAAGUUUUGGCAAGUCUGUUUCAACAUCAAUUCUUCUUCCGUUCAAUGAGCGUUGGUGUUCAUGCACGUUCAACUUUGAUUUCUUCACUGUUCACAAGAAGUAUGCAAUUAGGCGGUAAAGACCGAAGUCCAGGAAAGCUACUCAAUCACGCUUCUACCGAUUGUAGUCGAAUCGAUUUCGCAUCACAAUGGGGUGCUUUGGCUAUCACAAGUCCUUUCGCUUUAGGUUUAUGUGUAGCAAGUGCUUUAGUUGGUUUUGCAUUAUUGGUUUUAUUUAUGCCAUUACAAGCAUCAAUGAUGUAUACCGAUAAACGAAGUAAAUUGAUCAACGAAUUACUUACUUCAAUUCGUGUUGUAAAAUCGUUUGCACAAGAAAACAAAUUUUUGGAAAGGUUGUCAGCAAUUCGAAGGAAAGAAAUGAUCGGAAUCAGAAGAUUAUUGAUCUUCAGAGCGGUCAAUAAUGCUGUCGCUUUCUCUCUACCUUCUCUAGCAGCCGUUGUUGCAUUCGUGCUUUACAAUCAUCUUGAAGGCGGGUUCACUAUUGAGACUAUCAAAGGAAUUUUCACUGCUUUGACUUUAUUCCAGCUUUUGCGCUUGCCAUUGAUGUUUUUGCCACUCUCUUUGAGUGCUUUGACUGAUGGUUACAACGCAAGCUUACGUUUGAAUACAGUCUUUAUGGCAGAUGCGUUGGAAGAUCAUUCAGAGCAUGAUGAUACGAUCAAAUACGCCCUCAAAGUGGAAGAUGCAUCUUUCCAAUACGAUGAAGUCAAAAAAGAAGAUGAUAUGCCUAAAUCCAAGAAAAAGAUGGCUGCUGAAGCGAAAGUAGCAAAACAAGCUGCCACUGCUGCUGCCAAUGCAAACAAGAAUGAUGUAAACAAAAAUCAAUCGGCCAGAGAUCGUAUGCGAAAUGCCUUAAGCCUUGUUUCAAGACCACAAUCAGGCAUCAAUACACCUCAAAGUGGCGCUGCAACACCCAAAGAUCAUCCAGAUGCAGUCGAUCAAAUCAAAGCAGAGCAUGCAACAGAAAAAGUUUCAGGUGCACCAAUGGAUAGUCUUGGAACUGCACAAACAGGUGCACCUUUGAACGAAGCGACAGAGGCUGCAAUUGAUGAAUCUUCUUCUGGAAUCGUCAAAGCUGCUACCGAAAAGCAUGAAGAACCCUUUACGUUGGAUCGUGUUAACCUUACCGUGCAACGCGGAGAGUUAUUGGCCAUUGUUGGACCUGUAGGAAGUGGAAAAUCUACUUUGUUUGAAUCAUUAUUAGGAGAAGUACGUUAUAAGAGUGGCAGGAUCAUUUGGGGUGGUACCGGUACGGUUGCUUAUUGUCCUCAAUCGCCAUGGAUCCAAGCUGCAACUGUACGUGAAAACAUCGUUUUUGGACGUCCAUUUGAUGAAGAACGGUAUUGGGCCAUUAUCAAACAAGCGGAAUUGGAAAGUGAUCUUGUCAUCCUUCCACAAGGUGAUCAAACAGAAAUUGGUGAACGUGGUACAACAUUAUCUGGAGGUCAAAAAGCUCGUGUUAAUCUUGCUCGUGCUUUGUAUUACGAUGCAGAUACUUACAUGUUUGAUGAUCCACUUUCGGCCGUCGAUCCACAUGUGGCAAAAGCAUUGUUCCAUAAUGCAAUCUUGGGUCUCAAAGCACAAGGAAAGACUGUCAUGCUUAUUACACACGCAAUUCACGUUUUACCUGAAACAGAUCGAAUCAUUACGAUGCUGGAUGGACAAAUUGUCGAAACGGGAACAUACUCUGAAUUGGAACAUUCAAAUGGUGCAUUUGCCAAAUUAGUAGAAGAAUUUGGUGGUGAACAGGAAGAGGAGGAAGAGGAAGAAGAAGGUAUCGAAAAUGGACAGGAAGGCAAAAAUGUCAAGAAACACUACUCCCGUGCAGAGAUGACUGAUCCUUCCGGUAAAAAGGAUCCUCUCAGUCAAGAAGAACGUAAUACAGGUGCAAUGGGUAGCAAAGUGUAUGCAGCUUACCUACGUGCCGGUAGAGGAAAUAUCUUGUUCCCAAUGCUACUCGUCUCCGUUGCUUUGAUGCAAGGUGCCACUGUGAUCAAUUCUUAUUGGCUAGUUUGGUGGGAAGGUCUGAAAUUUGGAGACAAGCAAGCAUUCUACAUGGGCAUCUAUGCCGCUUUGGGUAUUGCACAGGCAGUUGCUACUUUCUUGAUGGGCGCAGUCUCAGGUAUUUUUACCUAUUAUGCUGCACGUAACUUACAUCAAGAUGCGAUUCGACGUCUUUUAUUUGCACCUCUCAAUACUUUCUUCGACGUUCAACCAAAAGGAAGAAUUUUGAACAGAUUCACAAAGGAUAUGGACACUUUGGAUAACUUGCUUCCUGAUUCAGCUCGAAUGGCAGUUUCUACUUUGGGUACCGUUCUUGUCUUAACGCAUUAUUUCGUGAUCGCCGUUGCAGUCGUCGUCUUCUUUUAUGCGAUCGCUUCGAUCAUGUAUCGUCGUGGAGCACGUGAAGUAAAGAGAUUGGAUGCUCUUUUGCGUUCUGCUCUUUAUUCUCAUUUCAGUGAGACUUUAACAGGUCUAGCAACUUUACGUGCUUAUCAAGAAACGGAAAGGUUCCGUAGCGAUCAUCAUCGUCAUUUGGAUAUCGAAAAUCGUGCUUACUUUUUCUCGAUUUGUAAUCAACGAUUUUUGGGUGUUCGUAUGGACGCAAUUGGUGCUUUGUUGGUGUUUGUAACUGCACUUUUGGCAACCGUUGGUGCAAAUGCUUUGAACCCGGCCGAAAUUGGUUUAGCAUUAAGUUUCAUUUGGGCCACCCGUCAAGUUGCCGAAGUGGAAAACGAUAUGAACAGUGCAGAACAACAAGAAGCACCACAAGAAAUACCAGAAGCAAACUUAGAUCCUGCUUGGCCAAAGAGUGGUGCUAUUGAAUUCAAAGAUGCUACUUUACGUUACCAUAUCAAUUUAUCGCUCAAAGGAGGUGAAAAGACUGCCAUCGUUGGUAGAACAGGAGCAGGAAAGUCAAGUUUGUUGACAUGUUUGUUACGAUUGAUUGAAUUGGAACGUGGAAACAUUUCCAAGAUUGGUUUAGCAGAUUUGCUCUUAUUCUCUGGAACGAUUCGAUCCAAUCUGGAUCCUUUCAACGUUUACGAUGAAGCAAGAUUGAAUGACGCAUUGAAGAGAAGUUAUUUGAUCGCAUCAGAAGAUGAUCAAAACCCAGGAAAUAUCACAAGUCAACUUUCAAGUAGCGUUCAUCUUGAUACUCCUUUAGAUGAAGAAGGUGGAAAUCUUUCUUUAGGUCAAAGAUCUCUCGUUUCGUUGGCAAGAGCUUUGGUGAAGGAUAGUCAAAUCAUUUUAUUGGAUGAAGCAACGGCAAGUGUUGAUGUUCAAACUGAUGCCUUGAUUCAAGCAACAAUUCGAAGAGAAUUUGCACACAAGACAUUGCUCACAAUUGCCCAUAGGUUAAGAACUAUUAUCGGUUAUGAUAAAGUGGCCGUAUUCGAAAAAGGUGAAGUGGCAGAAUUCGGAACUCCAUUGGAAUUGUUUGAUGCUGGUCAUAUAUUUUACACAAUGUGUGAAAAAGCAAACAUUUCAAGAGAAGAUGUGAAACUGCAUUGA
This is a messenger RNA of Meira miltonrushii, 4773 nucleotides long. RefSeq lists its product as uncharacterized. The coding region runs from base 313 to 4773 and encodes 1486 amino acids. Gene Ontology annotation, biological process: transmembrane transport. Gene Ontology annotation, molecular function: ABC-type transporter activity; ATP binding; ATP hydrolysis activity. Lineage: Eukaryota; Fungi; Basidiomycota; Exobasidiomycetes; Exobasidiales; Brachybasidiaceae. The transcript is spliced from 11 exons. Gene Ontology annotation, cellular component: membrane. The record is from RefSeq and is a predicted model, not a curated record.